AUGCAAGUGGCACCCUGUGAUUAUUCAAAUUCAGCCAACAUCUCUAAUUCCUCUCCAGAAACAACAACUGCGUUAAUUGAUUCUGAAACUAAUACUCGAAUAUCAUAUUCUGUUUUGAUUCAAAAGAUUGAAUCGUUAUCUCAUCAUCUGAAAUCAGUUGUUGGUUUAUCUAAAGGAGACACUGCUUUCAUUCUCUCCCCUACAUCACUUCAUAUACCCAUUUUGUAUUUCUCUCUUCUUUCCAUAGGAGUUGCCAUUUCUCCUUCUAAUCCUAAGAGUACUAUUUCUGAGAUUUCUCAUCUGAUUAGCCUUUCCAAACCUAUAAUUGCUUUUGCUACGUCGAAAACUUCUCAUAAACUCCCUUCAGUGCUUCACCAUGGUACAAUUCUCCUCGACUCGGCUGAUUUUGAACUCAUGAUGACCGAAGAGGAGAGAACAUUGGUUGAUUUAGUGGAUAAGGUGAAUCAGUUGGAUACUGCAGCGGUUCUGUAUUCUUCAGGGACUACAGGCAGAGUGAAGGGUGUAAUGUUGAGUCAUAGAAAUUUUACAUCACUAGCAGCUGGAAUAUAUGGUUCACAACUGAAAAAUAGAGGUUUGGGUACUAGUGAUGUGGUUGUGCUGUCUACAGUUCCAUUGUUUCAUGUCUAUGGGUUAGUUUGUAUCCUAAAAGCAGCGGCAAUGGGUGAAACUUUAGUAGUAAUAAAUCAAGAGAGGAGGUUUGAGGUUGGAAGGUUGAUGAAAAUAGUGGAGGAUUACAAGGUUACGAAUUUGGCGGUGGCACCACCUGUUAUAUUGGCUAUGUGCAAGGGGCCAAGAAUGGACCACGUUCAUGAUAUGAAAUCGUUGACGACAGUUGUUUGUGGUGGAGCUCCUCUGCUAGUGGAGGUCAUUUCAAGGUUUAGAGACCGGUAUCCCAAUCUAGUCGUGGCACAGGCGUAUGGACUGACGGAAACAACUGGUGGAGUAUUCAGGACAUUAGGUGCGGAGGAGAGUCGUAGAAUUGGGUCAACGGGCAGGCUUUCAUCAAAUAUGCAAGCAAAGAUUGUUGAUCCUGAGACUGGCGCUGCUUUGCCUCCUUGUAAACAAGGGGAACUUUGGGUUAAAGAGGCAGCAAUCAUGAAAGGCUACGUCGGCGAGGAAAAGGCAACCUUGACAACUUUGGAUACGGAUGGAUGGUUGAAGACGGGCGACCUCUGCUAUAUCGACAAUGAGGGUUACCUAUAUGUUAUAGACAGGUUAAAAGAAUUGAUCAAGUACAAGGGAUAUCAGGUUGCUCCCGCCGAAUUGGAAGAACUGCUGCAAUCCCAUCCAGAUGUUCUUGAUGCUGCUGUAAUUCCGUAUCCAAAUGAAGAAGCUGGUCAUGUGCCAAUGGCAUUUCUUGUGAAGCGACCUCAUAGUUCUAUUGAUGAGCCACAGGUCAUGGAUUUCAUCGCCAAACAGAUUCACCAAAGUAAAACUAGCUAUGUUCCUGCCGCUACAACAAUACAGAGCCUUACAUACAUAGCUAGUUUAGAAAAUCAGAUGAUUGAGCAUUUUCCAAGACGUUUUGAGGAUGAUCUUGCUUUGGUGACCCUGGCCUGUCAAUGGCCUUCUACGAGCCUUAAAUACAUGUCAGGCCAUGACCAGCUAUCUAGAAAAGUAUCGCCGUAUAAGAAGAUAAGGAAAGUAAAAUUCAUUGAUUGCAUACCUAGAAAUGCUCCAGGGAAGAUAUUGAGGAAGGAGUUGAUCAAGCUUGCACUAUCUUCAAGGACUACUAAUACAAAAACUGCUGCAAAGUUACAGAUUCAUAGUUUAGUUAAAGUUUGUGGGUUUGAAUCAGAUUCAUUUGUUCAAUCUUCUUUGAUCGAUAUGUAUGUGAAAUGUGGUGAAAUUAAGGACGCUCACAUGUUGUUUGAUAGAAUGGGUCACAGAAACGUGAGUCACUGCAAUUGUUACAUAGGAUGCAUUCAAGAUACUAUCUCUAGCGUCCUUCCUAUGAUAGGGCAUACAGAAGCUUUGAAGAUGAAGCAAGGUCUUGGGGUGGACAAGUGGGUCGUUAGUGCACUAAUUGACAUGUAUGGGAAGUGUGGUUGUGCAUGA
Molecule: messenger RNA, 2079 nt
Organism: Papaver somniferum (opium poppy)
Lineage: Eukaryota; Viridiplantae; Streptophyta; Magnoliopsida; Ranunculales; Papaveraceae
Product: 4-coumarate--CoA ligase-like 9
Exons: 10
Coding region: 1-2079 (692 amino acids)
Molecular function (GO): CoA-ligase activity; protein binding
Source: RefSeq, a predicted model, not a curated record